This is a messenger RNA of Nematostella vectensis (starlet sea anemone), 972 nucleotides long. RefSeq lists its product as uncharacterized. Lineage: Eukaryota; Metazoa; Cnidaria; Anthozoa; Actiniaria; Edwardsiidae. The transcript is spliced from 3 exons. Bases 127 to 804 code for a protein of 225 amino acids. The record is from RefSeq and is a predicted model, not a curated record.
CAGUUUUAUGGGUUUCCUGUUUACUGGAGGGCCCUAUAAAUACGGGAGCUUCGUGGAGGGUUUUAUUAUUUGUGCAAGCAUCAAGAAAAAAGCAGAUUUUACACCAGCAAUCAAGAACAUUUCAGAAUGCACAUCAGAAUUCUAGCAGUCGCCCUACUGGCGUUACUUGCCCCUUCCGUCACGCAUGCUAUCAAAUCAUGGAACACAGGAAGAGGGAGACUUUACCGUCUCCAUGUCACGCAAGAUGUGGCCAUAGAAAGUCCCUCAGGCAACCACAAUAACCUGCCUUACCUUCUCGUCGGCAAGCACCCGCAAUACCCCAACAAGCGUUCUCUGUUGCAGUUUGAAAGCCCCCCGAGAUCUGGUUGCCAAAUCCAAUGGGCAAAGAUGUACAUGUACUUUGUAUACGCGCACAAGGCUAGCUGGCAUUCACACCAGCUGACACCCUAUCUCAACCGGGACAUCAUGAUUCACCGAGUGCUGAAGCCAUGGAACGAGCGUCAAGCGAAUAGCGGAUACAGAUUAUCGAGAAUCCGCUGGAGUCAAAUGUACCUUGGUUUAAACAACAUUGAUGCAGAGGCUAGGCCCCAGUCUCCAUCGACCACAAUGUUCUCUUUCCGACCAAGUGGUUUUGUAGAGUUCGACGUCACAAGAGCCGUGAGAGACUGGGCGCGAGGGUCGCCCAAUUACGGCGUGGUUGUCAGAGUCCAAAAUGAGAGUGUCGAGGGUAGAGGGUUGAGGUUUGCGAGUAAUGCUGACCGAGAUAGCAAGCGUCACGCCUACAUUCAUGUGAAGUGUGCUUAGGAUUAGGUAGCCCCGUCACGAAAUGUUAAUUGUUACGCAAGUUGUGUCACGCAAUAUAGCAAUCCGAUCACGUGACGCAUUCGUUUAUGUACUUGAAUACCGCUUAAUAAGAAUAAUUUGUAGAUAAAAGCCUUAAGAAAUAAAAGCGAAUAAACAGCAUUAAAAACA